This is a messenger RNA of Penicillium soppii, 975 nucleotides long. RefSeq lists its product as uncharacterized. The transcript is spliced from 4 exons. The record is from RefSeq and is a predicted model, not a curated record. Lineage: Eukaryota; Fungi; Ascomycota; Eurotiomycetes; Eurotiales; Aspergillaceae. The coding region runs from base 1 to 975 and encodes 324 amino acids.
AUGGUCGGCCUCCAAGCAGAGAACCUUUCCGUCAACGACGGCCCCUUGACCCAAGCAAACGCAACCCUCCUCCGCCCCUCAUCCCCAAGCCUCCCCCUCGCCGAACUGCGCGCCCGCUACGAAGCAGACGGCUACCUCUUCCUAAAACAAGUCCUCCCACGCGAAGACGUGCUAUCCGCCCGCGAAUCCUAUUUCACCUCACUAGAAUCAACAGGCGUUCUGAAACCCAAAACCGCACCGGUGGAAGGCAUUUUCGACCCGGCAAAAAGCCAUCUCGACUACCCCGGUAUUGGAGCCGGACAUGUCGGCGGGAAUGGUAAGCCUGGUGGUGAUCGGGCGGCGGCGUUUGUGGAUCUCGCCCUAGAUGCUCACUAUCAGGAUUGGUAUGCGGAGAAAUUCUGUCGUCAUCCUGCGCUUUAUGAUUUUGUUGCGAGGCUUACUGGGUGGGGGGAUGAUACGCUUAAUUUGCGCAGGACGCUUUUGAGGAAUAAUAUUCCUGGAUCGAAACCUAUUGGCGUGCAUUAUGAUCAGAUCUUUUUGAGGUAUGGGGAACCGACCAGUGUUACUGCUUGGGUUCCGAUGGGGGAUAUUAAGAUUAAUGGUGGUGGGUUGAUUUAUUUGGAGGAUGGUGAUACACUUGGAGUCGAACUUGAACAGGCUUUCUUCAAGAAGGCGAAGGAUGCUGGACUUUCUGAUGAAGAGGCCAAGUCGGCUUUCAAUACAAACAUGAUGUCUACGGGUUUGCUCUCUGAGUUCCCGGUUGGUUUUGCAAAGGAACAUGGCCGGCGUUGGUUGGUCUCGGCUUAUGAAGCUGGCGAUGUUGUAUUGCACAAGCCACACAUGAUUCAUGCCUCAACUAUCAACAACGAUCCUGACAAUGUCAUUCGUCUCGCGACUGAUCUUCGGUUCUGUGACUCGUCCAAGCCUUACGACAAGAGAUGGAUGAACUCGUAUCGCUUUGGUGAUGGUGUAUAG